Molecule: messenger RNA, 3097 nt
Organism: Fundulus heteroclitus (mummichog)
Lineage: Eukaryota; Metazoa; Chordata; Actinopteri; Cyprinodontiformes; Fundulidae
Gene: me2
Product: malic enzyme 2, NAD(+)-dependent, mitochondrial
Exons: 15
Coding region: 210-1961 (583 amino acids)
Biological process (GO): pyruvate metabolic process; malate metabolic process
Cellular component (GO): mitochondrion
Molecular function (GO): malate dehydrogenase (decarboxylating) (NADP+) activity; malate dehydrogenase (decarboxylating) (NAD+) activity; NAD binding
Source: RefSeq, a predicted model, not a curated record
CCUCCCAUCUCUCCUGUAUCAUCCGGCUAGCAGCGUCUGCAGCAGCUCCGACUGUGGUCCAAGGGUACUUCAGUCCACCCAAACCUCCAAAGUUAGACCGAAGAAACAUGCCGAAUAAACACUAGGCUGUCCUAAAGGAAACCGGAAUUAUUACACCCAGAAGCAGAAAGCGUCCAUCAGUAGAACUUCGAGACCGUUGACAGUCCAACAUGUUGUCGAGGUUGAGGACCACCCUCGCCCUGAGGCCCUGCAUCUCCAUUUGCAGAGGGGCACACACCAAAGAAAAGGGCAAACCCCUAAUGCUUAAUCCUCGCACCAACAAGGGCAUGGCCUUCACCCUGAAAGAGCGACAGAUUCUGGGCAUUCAUGGUCUGUUGCCUCCCAAGGUGGAGACUCAGGACAUUCAGGCUAUGCGCUUUCAGAGGAACCUCAAGAAGAUGACAGACCCCCUGGAAAAGUACAUCUACCUGAUGGGGAUCCAAGAAAGGAAUGAGAAGCUUUUUUAUCGGGUGUUAAUGGAAGACAUAGACGAACUAAUGCCAAUUGUUUACACUCCUACUGUAGGAUUGGCCUGCACACAGUAUGGGCACAUAUUUAGGAGACCAAAGGGUUUGUUUAUCUCCAUUCUGGACAGAGGACAUAUCCGCUCCAUCCUGGACAACUGGCCAGAGACUAAUGUGGCAGCUGUCGUAGUAACUGAUGGAGAACGUAUUUUAGGAUUAGGGGACCUGGGUUGUUACGGAAUGGGCAUACCCGUUGGAAAGCUCUGCCUGUACACCGCCUGUGCUGGCAUUAGACCUGAGAAAUGUCUGCCUGUGGUCAUAGACGUUGGCACAGACAAUGAGACUCUUCUUAAAGAUCCUUUCUACAUGGGCCUGUAUCAGAAACGGGAUCGCUCUCAAGCCUACGAUGACCUGAUUGAUGAGUUCAUGGAGGCUGUUGUGGACAAAUACGGACAGGGCACGCUGAUUCAGUUCGAGGACUUUGGGAAUCACAACGCUUUCCGCUUCCUUCGGAAGUACAGGGAAAAAUACUGUACCUUCAACGAUGAUAUCCAAGGUACAGCAUCUGUAGCCCUCGCUGGUCUGUUAGCAGCUCAGAGGGCCAUUGGCAAACCCCUCACUGAACACCGUGUGCUCUUCCUGGGAGCCGGUGAGGCUGCCCUUGGCAUUGCCAAUCUGAUUGUGAUGGCCAUGAUGGAGUUGGGGUUGACCCAGGCAGAGGCCAGGGAAAAGAUCUGGAUGUUCGACGCGCACGGUUUACUCGUAAAGGACAGAGUACAGAAAACGGAUGGCAACCAGGAGGCCUUUGUUCACGACAGUCAAGGGGAUGUACGGACCUUUCUGGAUGCUGUUAACACUAUCAAACCCACGGCUAUCAUUGGUGUGGCAGGAGCCGGACGUCUCUUUACCCACGAUGUCAUUAAAGCGAUGGGAACCUUAAAUGACAGACCAAUAAUCUUUGCCUUGAGUAACCCAACAAACAAAGCGGAGUGCACAGCAGAGGAAGCCUACACACUAACUGAUGGUAGAUGUCUGUUUGCUAGCGGCAGCCCGUUUGGUCCGGUCACACUCAGUGAUGGCCGUGUGUUUACACCAGGACAAGGGAACAAUGCUUACAUCUUUCCAGGUGUAGCUCUGGCUGUGAUCCUGAGUGGAGUGAGACACAUCAGUGAUACUGUAUUCUUAGAAGCUGCCAAGACGCUUGCUCAGCAGCUGACGGAUAAAGAGCUGGAGGAGGGCAGACUCUAUCCUCCUCUCUCCAACAUCAGAGAAGUCUCUGUUCAGAUGGCUGUCAAGGUGGUGGAGUAUGUCUAUGCCAACGGCAUGGCGUUCCGUUACCCUGAGCCUCUGGACAAGAACGGCUUUGUACGUGCCACUUGGUGGAACACGGACUACGACUCCUUCCUGCCCGACACUUAUGACUGGCCUGGUGUCAGCUUCAGUCCCAAGAUCAAUUAGAAGUAAACUCACAUCCUCGAUGUGGCCAGGGUGAAAGUGAACCUCUUUUUCUUUCUUUUUCCACCCCAAUGUGUAUCGCUCAAAUGAUUUAAGUGAUGUUGGUGCAAACAUGCAUUUACACCAAAGCACUCCCACUGGAUCUGUGAGAAUUGGAGUGAAAACAGACUGUAGAAGGAGCGUCAGUUUGUGAGAGAAUGGCCAUUUUCUUCACAAGUUAUUACUGGUUUCUAGAAGUAAUGUGGAGCGCCACCUAGUGGUUGAAAUGGGGCAGUGUGGUAAAACCAAGUGAAAAUGAAAUGCCUUUUAUUUCUGCUAUGUCAGAAAACAGAAAUAGAAAAUGUGAUGGUGUUAUGUUUCUUAACAUGACACCCCUGCAUUGAUCAAACAAUUUAAACACCUAGAACAACUCUGUAAGGAACACCAAGGAGCCCUGCAAUGUCUGUCCAAAGUAUGGAAAUUGGUUAGGCAUAAAUGCUCUAGUAUUUAAAAAAACAAAAUCACCAGAUAUUAACCAAAUAUAUCUAACCUGACUGUUAUCGACACUCCUAAUGAUCCACUAUGUUUAUUUAACAUAAACUUUUUUCGCUUAGUUGUAUUUCAAAUACAAGCAGAUAUAUUGAAACUGUAAAUCCUCAUUUAAAUCUAUUGACAUGAAGUUCCCCCUUUUUUCCCACAUUCUUGUUGUUCUCUGGUUUUACUGAAACAACAAGUGAGAUGCACAGCAGAGCAGUUUCAGAGUUAAGCUAUGAAAGAAAAAGCCAGAAAAGGGCAACUAAUGAGACAAUUUAUAUCUGUUAGUCCAAACCUCCUAAUUUAAUCUAAUUAUAUAAAAAAAAAGGGAAAUUAUUGGAAAUCAUUGUUAUAAAAACAUUUUAAUUAAUUUACAGAUAAAACUUGAAUGUGCACUCCAGCAUUUUAUUCAUCAAAUGGUUUUGUCAACUUUUUAAAUAUAUAUUUUAGUGUUAUGCGUUACCACUCCCUUAGUCAUUUGCCAUAUGCCUUUAAAACAAGUUUCUGUAUUUUAUUGUUGAACAGCAAAAAUAUAUUACAUGUGCUAGUGUGGAAUUAUUGAAUAAAUAUUGUUAAGGUUCCAUGCGCUUUUUAAUAACUCCAUAUUUAUGACAUCAAUCUUUUUU